Naegleria fowleri is the source of this 837-nucleotide messenger RNA. RefSeq lists its product as uncharacterized. The record is from RefSeq and is a predicted model, not a curated record. The transcript has a single exon. NCBI's taxonomy places the organism in Eukaryota, Heterolobosea, Eutetramitea, Acrasida, Naegleriidae. Bases 1 to 837 code for a protein of 278 amino acids.
AUGUUCUCCAAUUCAAACAUGAUCUCCGAAGAUCAUCACAAACGAUCGGAAUCUCAUCAUGAUAAUUCUUUAUCAAAUCUUCAAGAGUACAUGAAAGAAAACAAUAACAACGAAACCAAUCCAUCUUCCAUUUCAUCUCAUCCAUCAACAACACCUUUAUCCACAACAACAACACCAUCCAUCAUGACACAACACUAUUUUUUGGAAAAUGCCAAACCUUCAUUGGUUUCUCUCUUUUCAGCUUCUUCGACUGUAUGUGCUUGUAAAGGUGUCAAUCCUGUAACGAAUUCUCAGAAUGUAAGCACUUUUCACAAUGAAUCGACGACGUGCACGAUACAGGAAUCAUCGAUUGUGUCCUCAAAAUCUUCCGAGAUGCCAUUCUCUUCUUCUUUAACAAGUUUGUCAUCUACAAUUUUGAAAACGACGCCUUCUGUGACCUAUCGAUUGAAUGACGAAUUUGAUGAAAUUGAUUUAUUUGAAUCUAUUGCUGAUAUACGAGAUCCGGAACAUCCAUAUUCGUUGGAAGAGUUAAAUAUUGUCAAUGAACAUUCUAUAGUUUUUGACUCGAAUAAUAUUGUGAAAAUAUAUUUCACACCUACGGUCAAGCAUUGCUCUUUAGUGUCACAUAUUAGUUUAUGCAUACGGGAACGAUUAAAAAAUCGAUAUGGAAAGCAUACUUUUACCACAAAAUAUAAAUUGGAAAUAUAUGUGACAGAAGGAUCUCAUAAUGAAGAAGAACAAGUAAAUAAGCAAAUGAAUGACAAAGAAAGAGUCACUGCAGCCUUAGAAAAUCCAUUAAUUAUGGAAUUGGUUCGUCAGUGUAUUAAAGAGGAAUAA